Aspergillus nidulans FGSC A4 is the source of this 733-nucleotide messenger RNA. Its product is annotated as spliceosome assembly protein PRP11. Gene Ontology annotation, molecular function: nucleic acid binding; zinc ion binding. NCBI's taxonomy places the organism in Eukaryota, Fungi, Ascomycota, Eurotiomycetes, Eurotiales, Aspergillaceae. Gene Ontology annotation, cellular component: U2 snRNP; nucleus. The record is from RefSeq and is a predicted model, not a curated record. The transcript is spliced from 2 exons. The coding region runs from base 20 to 733 and encodes 237 amino acids.
CCGCCUUUAUACAUUCAAAAUGGAUUACCAGAACCGCGCAGGUUCCAAGUUCGGCGGUGGCGGCGUCGCCUCUCACUCCGCAACGAACGCAGACCGCCGCGAACGACUCCGCAAACUCGCCCUUGAGACCAUCGAUCUGGACAAAGACCCUUACUUCUUCAAGAACCAUGUGGGCAGCUUCGAAUGCCGUCUCUGUCUGACAGUUCACCAAAACGACGGUUCCUACCUCGCACAUACCCAAGGCCGAAAGCACCAGACGAAUCUCGCGCGCCGAGCUGCCCGGGAACAGCGCGAGGGCAAAAAUGCCGAUCCCGCGUCUUUACCAGGUGCGAUGGGCGUGCAGGUGCGCAAGCAGACAAUCAAGAUUGGAAGGCCCGGGUACAAGAUUACGAAGAUUCGGGAUCCGCUGACGAGGCAGUUUGGGUUGUUGUUUCAGCUGCAGUAUCAGGAGAUUACUCCUGGUGUUAAGCCGCGGGUGCGAUUCAUGAGCGCGUUUGAGCAGAAGGUGGAGGAGCCGCCAGACAAGAACUUUCAAUAUCUGGUUAUCGCGGCGGAGCCGUAUCAGACUUGUGGGUUUAAGUUGCAGGCUAGAGAGAUUGAUCGGCGCGAAGGGAGGUAUUGGACGUGGUUCGAUGAGGAUAGUAAGGAAUUUUGGGUGCAGAUUAUGUUCAAAACGGAGCGAGAGGAGCGGUUCAGUGGUGUGCCCGGGCUGGCGCCGAUGGGCGCUGCAUGA